CAUAACAACAACGACGAUCAGCGGAGGUCGAAUAGUUAAGCCAGAGACCUUCUUCGCUACGCUGCAGAUUCGGCGGUGGAGUCGAGAAAAUGGCCGACAAUUCGACCUGCUAUAACGUCGUUUGCCGAUACUUCAAAAAAGGAAUUUGUCGAGAGGGGAGCAAGUGCAGAUAUAAACAUAUGGAAGUAGUUAGGAAUGAAACUGCUCCUAGCGAGUCUGGAAGUUCACAGGACUCGUCCGCAUCAUACGUGAACAUUGAGUGUUAUUAUUUUAAGCGUGGGAAUUGUAGGUUCGGUAACAACUGUGGGUUUGCACAUAACCCAGACAACUAUUUAGAAGAAUCAGAUUCUGAUGCUUCUACCAAUGGUUCUUUAUCAAAUAAAAAUGUGGAAACUAGUUUGGUUGCAGCAGAAGAAUGGGUAAAAGCUCCAGAGUUUGUGCCAUCUUCGAUAAAUUUUAAUGUAAAUGUACCUUUCUCAAUGGAAGAUUUUGCAUCUGCCACACAUCCUAAGUCUUAUGCUCAAGCUGUUAACCCAUCUUCAGGACAGUCUACGUUCUCUGCCAAUGAUCCACUAUGCCUUAGCUUUUGCACAACCGUCAACUGCCCAAAUCUUCAUGGAGAUAUUUGUGACAUGUGUGGCCUACGUAAUCUUCAUCCUUAUAAUGAAGAUUUAAGAAAGAUGCACAUAAGUACAUGUAGUAUGGAGAACCAUGAAUUUAAUAUGACGUUUAAAUUUGAUACUCAACCUAGUCGAGAACUCACUUUCUCACUGGAAAAUUAUGCAUCUGCCAAAACUCCUAUGUCUUAUACUCGAGCAGUUAAUUCAUCUUCAGGACAGUCUACGUUCACUGCCGAUGAUCCACUAUGCCCUAGUUUUUGCACAACCGUCAACUGCCCUAAUCUUCAUGGUGAUAUUUGUGACAUGUGUGGCAAACGUAAUCUUCACCCUUACAAUGAAGAUUUAAGAAAGCUACACAUAAGUGCGUGUAUGGAAGAACACAAAAUUGAUAUGGAGCUUUCAUUUGCUAUCCAACGUAGUAGAGAAAAGUCUUGUGGUGUUUGUUUUGAAACAAUUAUGGAAAAAUCCAAAGGUGAACAAAGGUUCGGAAUUUUACCAAAUUGUAAUCACUGUUUCUGUUUGACUUGCAUUCGCAAAUGGCGCCAAUCCAAACAGUUUGACAAUAAAAUUAUCCGAGCAUGUCCAGAGUGCCGGGUGCCAUCCGAUUUUGUUUGUCCUAGUAUGUAUUGGGUUGAUACGAAAGAUGAAAAAGACAAAUUAAUUAUGGAUUACAAGGAUGCAUUGAGUACCAAAGAUUGCAAAUACUUUAACAAAGGCAGAGGAAACUGCCCAUUUGGUAAUAAAUGCUUUUAUCUUCACGCUUUACCAGAUGGCACAAAGGCUGAUGUUGGUCCUCCAAUUCGACAACGUCGUAAUGCUGAUAAUGACAUUGAUGUUUUUCACCAAUUAUUACUCUGGGAUUUCAUGGAUGAGAGGGAUAACUUUUGGAUGUACGACUUUGAUGAUUUACGAGACUUUGUCAAUAUCGUAUCAGACUCCGAUGAUUCUGAUUUGUCUGAAUAUGAUCUAUACUUUGACUAGUCUCCUACCUUUUGUACACUAUCAAGAUGCAUUGCCAGCAAAUUCUGCGUAGCCUUUCUCUUAUCUAAAAGACUGGAUAGCGAAAUGAGAGGACCUCCAGAGUGUAUGAAAGGAUAAAAGCUAAAAAAUUUAGAAGAUCAGCCGCUUGCUAUUGCGUAAAACUUCUAUAUUCGAGUAUAGACUUUUUUGGAGUAUAUUUUAUUAACGCUCGUCUCAUGAUUAUUCAAGGCUGAAUCAGUUCUUUAUUCGGUACAAUUUAAUAGUACGAAAUACUUACAUGAGACGCUUAAUCAAGACUAAAAAAAAAAGAAAAAAAAUUGUAAAAGAAAAGAUAAACUAUGUGAUUGUGGAAGAUUUAAAAUCUAAACUCGGUGAACUUAAAAUAAUGUUAGCCUGCUACUUUAUCUGUUUUUAAAAUAAUUAUCGUUGACGUUGUUGAUAUAAUAUUAUACUGUUAUUAACCUCGGAGAGUCGUUAUACUCUAUUAUUUUUUGAAAAAUUCUAGCUUCGGCUAAUUUAACUUUAUUGUUAAUUAUCUCCAAGACAAACAUAUGCCUAUUGACGUUAUGUUUCUUAAAUAAUAAAAGUAGCAGGUUAACGCACAGUUCUGGUUUAAAUAAAAUAAUGUUUCGGGAAAAAAGUGAAAGAGGUUCGCUCGUUCGUUCACGCGUUUUUUUUUUUUGGCGAGUCUU
Molecule: messenger RNA, 2293 nt
Organism: Ceratosolen solmsi marchali
Lineage: Eukaryota; Metazoa; Arthropoda; Insecta; Hymenoptera; Agaonidae
Product: probable E3 ubiquitin-protein ligase makorin-1
Exons: 7
Coding region: 90-1601 (503 amino acids)
Biological process (GO): protein polyubiquitination
Molecular function (GO): metal ion binding; ubiquitin protein ligase activity
Source: RefSeq, a predicted model, not a curated record